AUGUCGUUAAAAGAAAAUUGUAGAGAAAGAAUAUUUAGUGUAAUAGAGAAAAUAACAGAAAUAAGCAGAUACGUUAUUAUGGUUGUAGAUAAGAAUGCUUAUAAAAUAUUAUCAAUGAUUUGCAAAAAUGAAGAACUGUUAGAAAGGGGAGUUUCUUUAAUAGAAUUAAUUGACACCAAAAGAAAUAGUUUACAAGAUUUUGAUUGUAUAUAUUUUAUAAGCUCGAAUAUUCAAUCGGUUGAUAUGAUAUUAAAUGAUUUUAAAGAUGAGAACAAUUCAAAAUACAAAAAUAUUCAUAUAUUGUUUACCUCCAAUAUAGGAAAGAACAGUGAAAUACUUGAUUUAUUAGCUACUAACGAUUUUAUGUUAAAAAAAAUAAAAAGUUGUGCUUGCAUAAAUUUAAAUUUCUUAGCUUAUGAAAGUAGAAUUUUUUAUUUUGAAAACAAUUUAAAUUUAUAUGAUUAUUAUCCUUUAAAAAAUUCGGGUAUUUUAUUUGAAAUAUCCUCUAAAUUACUUUCUGUGUGUUCAUGUUUGAAAAUAUGUCCACAAAUACGUUAUCAAAAUUCGGAUUUGUGCAGAAAAUUUUCAGAAAUAUUUUAUAAUAACAUGAAAACAUCAGACACAGCAAGAAAUAAAGGCCCUAGUGACGAUUUAAUAUUAAUAUUAGAUAGAUCUAUUGAUAGUUCUAUUUUAUUUAUACAUGAUUACUCCUAUCAAAGUUUGUGUUAUGAUAUUUUAAAAAUUAAUACACAAAAUGAUGAAGAGGCAGGAACACGAGAGGGAAAAGAAAAAGAAGAGGCUCAUACAGUUUCUUUCGAAAUUACAAAUAAUGAUCAAAAAAAAGAGCAGAAAAAAGCUGUCUUAUCUGAAGAUGAUAGUUUAUGGUUAAAAUAUAGACACAGUCAUAUACAAGAAGUGAAUGAACAUAUAAGAAAUGAAAUAUCUGCUUUUACUGAAAAAAAUGCAGUUGCCAAAAUUCAGAAGAAAAAUAUUCUAAAUCCGAACGAAGCUUUGGAUGCACUGAGAUCAUUACCACAAUAUGAAAGUAUGAUAGAACAAUAUUGGCUUCAUGUUUAUUUAUGUGAUAGUUGUUUUAUUAUUUUGCAAAAUAAAAGUGUUGUGGACGUUGGUUUAAUUGAACAAGACAUAUGCUGCAAUGUGGAUAAAUAUGGAAAAGAACUUACUCACUCGAAAAAUGUGAGUAGUUUAAAUUCAUUAAUCACUAGUACUGAUUACGAUCAAGAAGAAAAAGCGAGAUUAUUAUUGCUAUAUUUUAUUAAUUAUAUGAAUAUAAAUGAAAAUGAUAAAAUGAAAAUAAUAGAAUCUGCCCAACUCGGUUUAUUUAUGCAAAAGUUCAUAAAUGAAUUUUUAAAAUUAAAAUUACAUUUGAAUUAUAUGUAUAUAGAUGAAAACUUAUCAUCCUCAAAUAGAGUUUACCAUAUAUUAGAUAAAAAUAAAAAAAAAAUUAAAUACUACAAAAAUGUUGCUAGAAAUUCCAAAUAUGAAUUAAGUAGACAUGAACCAAAUAUAAGAGAAAUAAUUUUAGAAAUACAUGAAAACAUUUUACAUAAAGGGUUGUUCCCCUUUGUAGAUGAUAAUAAUAAUAUAGAUCCAGAUGUAAAAGACAUAAAUUCUUCCCCUGAAAAAAAACAAAAUGUGUCAAGAGGAACAGUGUGGGAGUUCAGAACGGAGUUAAAAAAAAAAGCGGAAGAUGAAAAAAAGAAAAAAAUUAUUAUUUUUAUCAUUGGUGGUAUAUCCUUUCCUGAAAUCAAACAUAUAUAUGAGUUGUCAGAGAAGUUAGACUUAGAUAUAUAUUUGGGUGGAACGGCAUUAUUAACUAGCAACAUUAUUUUUAAACAAUUUAAAGCAUUUUCGAACUUUUAA
This is a messenger RNA of Plasmodium malariae, 1884 nucleotides long. Its product is annotated as syntaxin binding protein, putative. The record is from RefSeq and is a predicted model, not a curated record. The coding region runs from base 1 to 1884 and encodes 627 amino acids. NCBI's taxonomy places the organism in Eukaryota, Apicomplexa, Aconoidasida, Haemosporida, Plasmodiidae. The transcript has a single exon. Gene Ontology annotation, biological process: intracellular protein transport; vesicle-mediated transport.